AGUAAAGUAUUGGACAGUCAAAUGUUGAUUUUAGCGUUUAGACAUAUUUAUGCAUAAUGUCAUCUUGGAAAUCUGAGAGAAAACAUUGGUUUUGACCUGAAUGAAAAGAAAAAGUAUCAAUUUAACAACUUUGCUGAUGUAGAUAGACUGAAUUCCAUUAUGAACUAUAGCUAAUUCCUCACGUGUUGAAACGUCAGGGGUUCUGAAUACACUCGUGAAUUAUGGUCCGACCAACGACUACGAGUGGACUUACGACUUCUGCUGUGCCAUGGAGAAGUUCCCAGGCUCCACAGAGGAUGCUCACCCUGAGCUUUUCGACAUCAAUGCCAUGCCCGAGCAGCCGAAGGAAAAGAAACCAGGACAGCUGUCUAAAGAAGAUGUCCAACACUUUUUCAGAGAGGGUUAUUUGAUAGUUGAGGAGUUUUUCCGGCCAGAGGAACUGAAUGCGUGCCGAGAUGCCAUCAAAUUGCUCGUAGAUGAUUUGGUUCUCAAGCUGUAUGACGCGGGAAAAAUCACAAAGCUGUACAAAGAAUAUGGGCUUUUCGAAAGACUCACCGAGAUUGAGAAAGAAUGCCCAGGAGCAAACAUCAUGUUACAUAAAAUAGGUUCAAUGCCGCAGGCACUGCGGGACAUUUGGUCAAAUGACAGAAUGUUAAAUUUAAUAGAACAGCUGAUUGGACCGGAUAUAAUGGGUCACCCCGUGUGGAACCUCAGGACUAAAACUCCACAGAACGAGGCCACAACUGUGCCUUGGCAUCAAGAUGUUGGGUACUUGGACAACAACUCUUACAAGGUGCUACAACCGACUGCUUGGAUCCCAUUACUAGAUGCUAACGAAGUCAAUGGUUGUCUGCAGUUAGCAGUAAAAGGUCACAAGACCGGAAAAGUGGGUACGCAUCAGUGUUGCUAUGGUGGCACGUGGUAUGUGAUGCUGGAGGAGGAAGAAAUGAGGAAAAAAUUAGAUAUUGACACUGAGAAGGAUUUCAAGAUAUGUCCAAUAAAUUAUGGUGGCAUGUUAUUGUUCAACAACUUGGUGCCACAUCGGAGUUUACCAAAUCUAUCAAAGUCGAUUCGUUGGAGUUUAGACCUUCGAUGGCAGAGGCCAAGUGAGCCUGUGGGUUUCUAUGGACUGAAAGAGGGACUUUUAAUGAGGUCUUCCAAAGAUCCAAAUAUGAAGAUUGACUGGGAGGCAUUCGACGCCAUAAACAGACAUGAUAAACAAACGUCUGCUAUGACUGGCAAGGAAGAAAUUGACGAGUUUGACACAACCAUUCAAGGGCCGUGGAUGAAGAAAUGGGAAAUAGUGCACGUGAAUCGACAUGUAGAAAGACACAGAGAAAUGGAAGACCAGCCAGAAACAUGGACGAAGGCGUAACUCUCAAUAACAUAUUGUCGGCUGUAUGGGUCAUUAUUUUCAGCAUUUAACAUUUGUUUUGUUCCAAACAUUCAUUAUGUUUUCUGCAGAUCUUCCUUCUUUUAAAAAGUGUAAUGUUUUGCAUGUGGGCUUCCAGGGCUUCAUUGUACAUAUUAUAAUUAGAAACGCAGAAUUUAUGAUUUGAACUGAAAAUCAUUAAAGAUAUCAUAAGAAAUAUUUAUCCAUGAAUUUUAUCAAUGAAAAUAA
Saccostrea cuccullata (small rock oyster) is the source of this 1621-nucleotide messenger RNA. RefSeq names its product phytanoyl-CoA dioxygenase domain-containing protein 1-like. Bases 269 to 1375 code for a protein of 368 amino acids. The record is from RefSeq and is a predicted model, not a curated record. NCBI's taxonomy places the organism in Eukaryota, Metazoa, Mollusca, Bivalvia, Ostreida, Ostreidae. The transcript has 10 exons.